AUGGACCGACCCAAAACCAAGCCCCCCUCUCCCACCACCUCCUCCGCUUACUCCUCCCCCUCCACCCAAUUCAUCGCGCUCUCGGACGACGACAUCAACCUCUGGGACGCGGUGGCGAUCGUCGACGAGCGAGCAACGGCGUUCAAGGUCAAGUGGGCGGGGACGGAUCCGGAGACGGGAGAACCGUGGGCGGAUAGCUGGGUGGCAAAGUGCGAUGUCACUCCGGAUAUGGUGGAUGUGUGGAGGGUGGGGCACGCGAGUGUGAGGAGUGGUGAGUAA
Messenger RNA from Lentinula edodes (shiitake mushroom), 279 nucleotides. RefSeq lists its product as uncharacterized. Lineage: Eukaryota; Fungi; Basidiomycota; Agaricomycetes; Agaricales; Omphalotaceae. The record is from RefSeq and is a predicted model, not a curated record. The transcript has a single exon. Bases 1 to 279 code for a protein of 92 amino acids.